Molecule: messenger RNA, 4164 nt
Organism: Dentiscutata erythropus
Lineage: Eukaryota; Fungi; Glomeromycota; Glomeromycetes; Diversisporales; Gigasporaceae
Source: the annotation of a GenBank genome assembly
AUGAGUUCGAAUUCCGAACGUCCAAAAUAUCAUAUAGCGCUUAGUCCAGAUGGACAAAAUAUUGCUACAUUUAAUACAGUGACCUUGGAGUUGAAUAUAUGCGAUACACAUAAUUUGGAAUCUAUAAAAACGAUAAAAUUCAAAGGAUUUAACAAUAUAAACCCAUCAAAUCCUCGGCUAACUUGGUCAUUGGCGAUUUCCAAUUCUAUAAGCCUUGGUACUCGUUUUGACACAUUAAUCGGUAUUUCAUGCUUCGAACAAAAUAAUCGGAAAUACUAUGCAAAAGAUUUAAUUUCUCGAGGAACUCUGGAAGAUUCAUCAUUUGAUAAUGUAGAUAAUGUAGAACAAGGUCGUUCACUCAUAUCCAAAGUGAUUCCACGUACUUGGGUUCUUUCAAAAUUGUAUCAAGAUAGAUUAAUAACUUCAUUGGAUGAAAUUGGUGGAGUCAUACGGUUUCUCACUAAUCCUCCAUCUCAAGCAAAUGACUAUUUAGACUUGGUGAUAAUUCACGAGGAGGGAAUCUCAAAAAUCAAGAUCGAAAAUAAUUACGUAACUAGAUCCGGAUUCUUUGAUCAAAAUAAAUCAAACCACCUUUCAGAAGAUUUCUUAUUUCCAACUGUUAUUUCCAACCAGAUUGAUGUUAUUAAAGCUAUUGAUGAUCCUAAACCAAAGUUACAAUUAUUUCAUCGGAGUAUAGAAAAAAACUAUUUUAUAGUAGAAAAUUAUAAAAUAGAUUUGGUUGAAAUGUAUGAUCUAAAAACUAGUAGACUCUAUAAAACUUUUCAUGCACGAAGAGAAGGUCAUUUGAUUGCAAAUGGAAAUUCAAUUGUUGAAGUUUCGAAAAAUGAUGUGUUAAUGGCAUAUUGUCGGGGUUCUAAUAGUAUAACGAUAUAUUUGAUGGAAAAUACAUUGGAAAUUGUAACAAAAAUAUUUCCAAAUCUUUAUAGAAUAAACUCGAUAGAUUUUAUUCAUAAUGACGAAAAAUUACUUUUAGUUGGAGAAGAAGAGAAGAAUAGUGGAUCAUCGGAAUUGAUUACAGUUAUUGUGAUUUGGGAUUUAUUUAGUACAAAUGACAAUGAUAUUAGAACUUUUUAUGAUACUGAAAAUUUAAUUCCAGCAAAACUUCAAGAAUCUUUUCACAAAUUUUCCAGCGCUAGUGGAACUAUUGUUUGCGUUAAUGAAGAUACUGGAAAUGUAAUUUCAAUUGUUGAUCAUCCCUCUCUACAAGAUACUUUGAGCCCACCUCCGAUUUCUCCGUCAAAACUUACUCAAUUGAAUUUUCGGGAGGCUCGAGAACAAAUGGAUCAAAUUUAUCAUCUAAUUUUUACUCAAAAUGGAAAAUCCUUUGAUGCAAAACAAGAACCAAGAAAUAUGAUUGUUGUACAUGGCAUAGAGCCUUGGGUUCGCUAUAAGCAAUAUCCUCGUAUAUCAGCUUAUCUUAAUAAAGAUAAGAAUCAUCAAGUAAUUAUUGGACUAACAACAAUACAAGUAUGGAGGAGAGAAAAUAAUGGUUCGAAUAAAAGAAGUUUAGAGUACAUCUGGACAAGUCCUGAAAAUACAACAUUUGAAAUUCAAAGUUUUUCAAUUGGUAAUGGGGAAUUUUUCAUAGAUUUAUCGUUGCACGAUACAGGUGAACAUGUCCAAAUUCAUUGGCCUCAUACGUGUCACACUUUGAGAGAUGCGUGUAACGCCCUUGAAUAUCUUUAUUAUAGACGAAAUGAACCAGAAUCAAUUAAGAAAAAGCGUAUGUUUAAUAUGAUAGUUAAUCAAACAAGUGAUAUUUUAAAAAGAAUCAUAGCAACAAACCCAGAUCUUUGGAGUUUAACUGAUGCUAGAUACGAAAUAAUGCAAUCUUUGAUUCGUGGAAGAUGUGUUUCUAUGAUUCAAAGUAUUUUAUCCGAAAGUUUUCAAGGAACUAAUUCAAAAAUGGGAAAAAUUUUGCAUUUUCCCAGACUACAUGAAUGGCCUUUGAUACCAAAAAAAAGUGAUUUACAACUGGCUAUUGAGUGCUCUGGAGAUAAUCGUAAAGAUACUGUUAUAGUUGGAUAUCUCUUGAAUUAUUAUUCUGAUAAUGCGAUAAAUAAUGCUGGUUGGAUGUUUUCCGUUUCUCAAGCACUUCCAGAAUUAUACGAUAAUAAUAUGGAUUAUUAUGUAAAAGAAUUAUUUCAUAAACCAUGUUUUGGCGCAAAAGAAAUACACAUCGACAUGUCUUUUAUAAAUCCCCAAGAUUUGCUUGAAGCACAUUACAAAUCUAUUUAUGCUUUAGGUGUCUACCCGGCUCUUUUACGUAAAUCGAAGAUUAUGGAUCCGGUAAAACUUAAAAAAAAUUUAUCCCAUAUUCAAAGAAUUUCGAGUUUAAAAGGCAUGUUAUCGUUCGAAGAAAUUGCUAGAGAAGCGGAAGAAACAAUCAUAGAUAAAAAACUUGGAUUUUAUGAUAUUAUUAAACGUGGUCAAACAUCCUUGUUAACUAAUUUGCUUGUUGUACCGCUUCCAGGCGCUAUUAAAGAUCAUAACAAAGUUCCUUUCAUAUUACGAUUUCUAAAAAUAUUAAUUUGGCCACGUGGAUAUGCCAUCACUGAAGACACAAAUUGUAGUCCAUUCCUUCGUGCAAUCCGUCGUGAUAAUAGUGAUGAAUUAUUUAGUAAUCCUGCGAUAGCAGCGAUAAUCGAUUAUAAAUGGUCAACAGCUCGUAACCAUUUUUUACGUCACGCUUUUAUUUAUAUUGUGUUCGCUAUCUUAUUCUCGGUCCUUACUGGAUUGACAGAUGAUGGAUUAAAUUUAGAACCUUUUAUGAAUAGGAAUUUAUAUUUAGGGAUCUUUAGAUAUAUUAGUAUGUACAACUUACUAGACUUGGCGUCUUGCCUUCUACCAAUGUGCCUGGUCAUUACGUCGAAUGUAUAUGUGUUGCUUGAAUCUACUGAUUCACUUCCAAAAAGACCGUAUAGCAUUGCUUUGGCGUUUACCGCUCUUAUUAUGUGGGGACAAUCGCUUUUGUUGUUGCGAUACUUUAAACGCCCAGCAACUUAUAUUUAUAUUAUAAUGAACAUUUUGCAAAAAAUUUGGCCAUUCUUAGCAUUCAUGUUAAUAGUUGUUUUUGGUAUAGGUCAUGCAAUGUACCUACUUUUACGAAAUCCACCUCAAAUAGAUCUAGUUGCUAGCGGACAAAGUUAUUUAAUUUUAAAUGCUUCAGAUCCAAAUUCGCCAAAUUUAUUUCCUGAUGUUAUGGUCUCACAAACAUCCGAUCCAUUUAGUAUUACUGAUAAUUACUUUUCGAAUUUUUGGAAAUCAAUUGAAAGUGUUUUCUUUUGGAUUAAUGGUAGAUGGGAUCAACUUAAUCAAUGGAAUUUUAUACCUAUUGACAUAGUAACUCUUCUUGCUAGUAUUUUACUUACCACAAUCAUGCAAAAUAUGCUGAUUGCAUUCAUGACGGGAGCAUUUGACGAUGCUCAAUCAUCGGGUGAAGAUGCGGUUUUAAAAUAUAGGGCAGAAUUAAUCGCAGAAUAUGAAACUUUGGAAAAACUAUUUGGACCGUCACGCGAAGAUCCACGUUACAUUUAUUACGUUGGAAAAGCUGAUGAUUUAACUCAAUGGUUAUCAAAAGCAGAAGAAUAUCGGUUAACUCAUAGAUCUUUGCUUAGUGAGGAUGUCGAUUUAACCUCAGAUUGGAUUGGUAGUGGAUCGGGAAGUAGUAAUAAUAAAAGUCUUCGAGCAGUCGAAGAGAAAAUUCAACCUAGCAUUGACGAUUUACAAGAAAAGAUUAAAGAGAUACUUUGUAUAACAUUGGCUAUAAUUUUCAAUCAACCAUAUGUUAUCUUCACAUUUCCGUUAGCAUUGCGUGGCAUGAUUAAUUUUCCAGCUGAUAAAAAAUCAGGAGGUAAAAUGCCUGAAAAAGAAGUAAAACACGGUUUUUUAACCGCACAAAACCGUCCACGUGCUAAGAUUUCGAUUCACGAUCCAUUAUCAUUAACUAGCAGGUUAAGACUUGCUAUUCGUGCUUUGCCACUUGAAGUAGUUCCAUUGGUAGUGGUUGUUACUGCAAGUGUUGGUGCUGGUACUUUUGCAAUGAUACAUAAAUUGUGGACAGAUUCACAAUUGAGAAGGUUUCCUGCUUUUGAAAAUAAUAGAAGGUUUCCCGCUUUUGAACAUAAUAUAAGGAAUAAUUAA